This is a messenger RNA of Lathyrus sativus (Indian pea), 420 nucleotides long. Lineage: Eukaryota; Viridiplantae; Streptophyta; Magnoliopsida; Fabales; Fabaceae. The record is from the annotation of a GenBank genome assembly.
AUGGCUCCCGCAAAGGCAGAAAAGAAGCCCGCAGAGAAGAAACCAGCGGCAGAGAAAGCACCAGCGGAGAAAAAGCCAAAGGCCGAGAAGAAGAUCUCGAAGGAAGGAGGAAGCGACAAGAAGAAGAAGCGAGUGAAGAAGAGCGUUGAAACCUACAAGAUUUACAUCUUCAAGGUUCUGAAACAGGUUCAUCCUGAUAUCGGUAUUUCAAGCAAAGCUAUGGGAAUCAUGAACAGUUUUAUAAACGAUAUCUUUGAGAAACUCGCUCAGGAAGCUUCUAGAUUGGCUCGUUAUAACAAGAAACCUACCAUCACGUCACGCGAAAUUCAAACGGCGGUGCGUUUGGUUCUUCCUGGUGAAUUGGCUAAACAUGCUGUUUCUGAAGGAACCAAGGCGGUUACCAAAUUUACCAGUUCUUAG